ACACCUCCAGACACAUCGGUAAACAUCCAGACACCAAAACCCGCUGCGUGUUUUUUUUUUGCCCUGUUCCUUUUGAACAGCGCACCCGCUUUUUGUUUUCGUUUUCGCCCUCCUCAAAAAAAUUUUCUUUCCCUGUUUGCCGCCAUCCCUCUCCCCCUUCGUUUUUGUACCUUGUUUUUUUUUGGGUAACCUCCCUGCUCCCCCUUAAAAUCAACAGGAAAAUAAACAAAGCCAGCUAAGCGCCCAUUCCAACCGCCACGCUAGCGCCAACUUCGACUUCGACUUCAACACCAAAGAGCUUCUUGCCAUCAUCUUCUAAGCCGAAGCAUCUCCCGCUGACACGUAGCUAAGAGGAGAGAAAGAACUCGCUGAACAACGAACAGUGAGAAAUAGUACCAAGAGGACACGACAUGGCUGAAGAACCAGAAGCAGAUCUCGACUCCAUUGUGGAUAGACUACUGGAGGUCCGUGGCUCAAGACCGGGAGACCAGGUGCAACUGGAGGAGUACGAGAUUCGUUUCCUGUGUAAGAAGGCGAGAGAGAUUUUCAUCCAGCAGCCGAUUUUGCUGGAGCUGGAGGCGCCAAUAAAAAUCUGUGGUGAUAUCCAUGGCCAGUACUACGACUUGUUACGACUGUUUGAGUACGGUGGGUUCCCACCGGAGUCAAACUACCUGUUCUUAGGAGACUACGUGGACCGUGGAAAGCAGUCGCUUGAAACGAUCUGUCUCCUGUUGGCGUACAAAAUCAAAUACCCGGAGAACUUCUUCAUCCUGAGAGGUAACCACGAGUGUGCGUCGAUUAACCGUAUCUACGGUUUCUACGAUGAGUGUAAGAGAAGAUACAACAUCAAGCUUUGGAAGACCUUCACCGACUGUUUUAACUGUUUACCUAUUGCUGCCAUCAUUGACGAGAAAAUCUUCACUAUGCACGGUGGGUUGUCACCUGACUUGAACUCGAUGGAGCAGAUUAGACGUGUUAUGCGUCCAACAGAUAUCCCAGAUGUCGGGUUGUUGUGUGAUUUACUGUGGUCAGACCCAGAUAAAGACAUCACAGGCUGGUCUGAGAACGACCGUGGUGUCAGUUUCACAUUUGGACCUGAUGUCGUUUCAAGAUUUCUGCAGAAACAUGAUAUGGAUUUGAUUUGCAGAGCUCAUCAAGUUGUUGAAGAUGGUUACGAAUUCUUCUCAAAGAGACAACUAGUGACCUUGUUCAGUGCUCCUAAUUACUGUGGUGAGUUUGACAACGCUGGUGCUAUGAUGUCUGUUGAUGAGAGCUUACUAUGCUCUUUCCAAAUCUUGAAACCUGCUGAGAAGAAGCCAAAGUACAACUAUGAUGCUGUUUCACAACAAAGAGCUGCUACACCUCAAAAGAAACAGAAGAAACAAGCCAAAUGAAUUGCUCUUACUACUAUUAUACAUGACUUUACUCUUCAUUGUCCAAGUUGUUUGUCUAUUUUCUAUCUCUUGUUUCUUUUUGCCCCAUUUUUGUUUUCAUGUUGUUGUUUU
Molecule: messenger RNA, 1505 nt
Organism: Williopsis jadinii
Lineage: Eukaryota; Fungi; Ascomycota; Saccharomycetes; Phaffomycetales; Wickerhamomycetaceae
Gene: GLC7
Product: type 1 serine/threonine-protein phosphatase catalytic subunit GLC7
Exons: 1
Coding region: 411-1394 (327 amino acids)
Cellular component (GO): cytoplasm; nucleus
Molecular function (GO): protein serine/threonine phosphatase activity
Source: RefSeq, a predicted model, not a curated record